Physcomitrium patens is the source of this 6739-nucleotide messenger RNA. Its product is annotated as proteasome activator subunit 4. The record is from RefSeq and is a predicted model, not a curated record. Gene Ontology annotation, biological process: proteasomal ubiquitin-independent protein catabolic process. Gene Ontology annotation, cellular component: cytosol; nucleus. Lineage: Eukaryota; Viridiplantae; Streptophyta; Bryopsida; Funariales; Funariaceae. Gene Ontology annotation, molecular function: peptidase activator activity; proteasome binding.
UCAGAGACAGACAGACGGACAGACAGAAUGCUAGUAGAUGUGACUCCAAUGCAACCUUCCUUCCUUCCUUCGUUGUUGCCUUUUUCUCCCCCAUCGCCAGCAGCUCCUCCUCUGCUGCUACUCUGCUGCUGCUGCUGCUGCCUGGUGCCUGCCUGCUUGCCCUGCUUUGCCUGUUGCUCGUCCUCGUCCUGCUCCUUCUCCUCUACUCUCUCUCUCCUCUUCUCUUCCCCUGCCCUUUUCCUUUCCUUCUUCCCCUUUCCGUCCUUCUCUUCCCCUGUUGCUGCAGCCUCGCUCAUCACUGCGUGCGUCGCUUCCUCCGACACUUGAGCAGUCCGCCGUCGCCACUUACCCGAUCCUUACUUACCACCGCAAAGCUCUACCGCCGCUCUCUCCUCCUCUGCGUGCUUGCCUCCCUCCCUUAGUCACCCCUCCCCGUGCCCUCUCCUAGCCAUCUCUUAUCUUCUUAAACGGUGCGUAUCUGCGUUUGCUAGCAGAGCUUGAAUGUCGAGGACAUAGUUUGGCUCUCGUUUUAGUAGCUUCUUUCUUUCCCGGUGGCUGGAUUGGCGACGUGGCGGUGGCUCUUGGAGGUUCGAUGCAUGUGAAGUGCGGGAGAUCAGGGAAGGAGUCGGGGAGAUUUCUAGUUUCGAGAUAGGCGUGCAAUUAGCUUGCAGGGCAGCGAGGUGGACGCUUUGUUGGUGUUCUGGAUGGUUGAGUUUCCUGUGGAGAGUAUAUUGCCGUCGUAUUUUUGGCCAAGGUCUCGCUGGAGGCAGCGUUUUGCUGAGGGAGGUGGCUCAAGUAUGCCAAUAAAGUAGGCGGUAUUUCAUUACCUCAUGCUAUUUUGAAAUCACAACAGGCAACACCUAAAUUGAUUUUCUCUCCACAUUCGGAUGGGGUUUACCAACGUCCACUCGUAUCCAUCAGAACUGUCUACGGAUAUGGAAACAGAAGUCUUCUUAAUGGAAAGUUCAAUUGAUCCGCAACGAAAGAAUGAACAGAUGCAUGUUUAUAACAAGUGGCUUCCUCAGUCGAUGGUAGAGGAAGUCAAGGAAGAGCCACAGAGGUUUCACAAAUUGGUGGUUAUUAUGGAGGAAGAAAUGUCGUGUCUGGACACUCCAGCUGCUCGCCUUGCCACCACAAAGUGGAUACCUGUUAUAAACACAUUUGUGAAAGCGAAGACCGCAUUGGACAACAAAGAUUUGGAGUCUGUGAUUAAUCUUGGUCUUAAAUUGUUACUAGAUACAACAGAUAAUCUUUUUAUUCAGGACCGAUGGGCUGGCUGUAUUAGUCGUAUAUUACAAAAACAUCGAAAGCUUGAUUUGGAGAUUAAGUGGUUUCCUUUCUAUUCGUUGCUGUUGGCGGUCCACUUUAAGAGGAGGUAUUCCUAUGAAGGACUUGGGAUUAAGAUGCAUCAUUUGGACUCUAUUACCAAUCUUGUUCGUUGCUGUCGCCGGUACUUUCCAUCCAAAUCAGCUAGUGAAAUUUGGCUCGAGUUUCGACCCGCACUUAACGACCUUGCGCACAAUUCAUCCAUGGAAGCAAUGGGUUUCAUCACACUCUUUAUGCCUUCAACAAUAAUGGAGGAAGUAGAAAAGUAUCUUGAUAAAUCGCCAAGUGAUUGGAUUAACGAGUGCCUAGGUCUUUGGGCAGAUUUGCCGAAUUGCCGGUAUUGGAACCUGCAAUGGGCUUCUCUCAUUGCACGCUGUAUCAAACAUUCUAGAGGGAGCUCUUUUGAUUGGAAGCCUUUCCUGCAACCUUUGUUUUCAAACUUUGUGCGCUCCUUUGAGGUUCCAGUGGGGAAAGCAGGCGCAUGGUGUCCAGUUAAUAGGCAAGAGUCGCGGGAGUGUUCACUCGCCUUUUACAGUCGCUGGUCAUCAUCACCCUCCAAGGAAAUGGCGAAAUCCAUUGUAUAUUUGAUUAAAAAUGGAAGCGCAACACAAGGAUACCUCGAAACCCUUAUUGACCUUCUGGAGCAGUUUUAUCAUCCUUCCAAUGGGGGAUCAUGGACAGGAUCGUUGGAGCGUCUUUUACGUUAUUUGUUUGCUUACUUUCUCGAUCGUCUGGCCAAAGAGCAGCGAAGUUCGGAGAAGGCCCAUGUCGCCCUAGGACCUGCGGAAAGAGCCGCUUUUGUGCGAACAUUGAUGCGGCUGAUUGAGCGCGGACAGUACAGCAAGAACAGUAGCUUGGCUAGUACUGUUGGCAGCUCUGCAUGCUUACUUGCAUUUGUAGAACCGACGUUGAUGUUGCCUUACAUUGUUUCCACAUUUGAUACUGCGUUGGAUUCUAUAACAGCUACACAUCAGCUGGAGACUGCCCUUGGAACCCUAGCACUUGCUGCCCGUCCUAUUCUUCUUGCAUCAACCAGGCAUAGUCAAAAUGCAGACAUGAGUUCUGAAACACGGGAGUCUCUGUUAAAGUGCAAAAAGACAAUAGUUGAUGCUUUGUUCAGUACGCUACUUGGCUUGGAUGCAAACGAUCCUCCAAAAACGCUGGCCACUUUGCAGCUGUAUUGCUCUGUACUUUCCAGCGUUGGUGUAAUAGGAGCUAAAGAGGAUGGAGGCAGUGGAGCAUUACCUAUUGAUUGGUCUAAGUGGUUAGAUGACUUUUUAUCUCGUCUCUUUGUCCUUCUCGUCAACUUAGAGCCUUCAACCACCACAGGCGAUACGGAGGCGGACGAUGCAUUUUUGAAUGAUUGUGGAUCACAAUACAAUUCUCUCGUUGGAAUAAUCUUUUGUAGAACAACACUUCCUCUUUUCAAUCAGGCUUUGAAGAUGGUGGUGAAAUUUGUGCAUAGUACUGUAUUGCCUGGCGCAGCAGAUGAGAUAGGAUCUCUUUGUGGAGCUGCUGUCUAUGCGAAUCCUAGAAUAAGUGUUGAAGUUCUUCUUGUUCCCAUAAUGCGCUCCAUCGUGUCUUCCCUUGCCGAGUCUCCUUCCACUGGAUUUAGCGGUGAUGGUGUGCGGACCGAGGGUGCUGACUUUAAGGUGGGGUUGUCCCAAGCUUUGGAGAGCACGGUGGUUUACCAGCUUAAGGCGGUAGCUGAUGGAAUCGGCUGGGGCGGUGCUGCUCUUCUUCCUCACGCAGAUCUCAUCAAGAAAGUUAUCACAGCCGCCUUUAAUGCUCCUAGUCAGAAGGUCAAUACAGCUGGCAGCUCAGUCCUCACUUGUUUAUUGGGAAGCUUGGUUUGGUACUAUGUAACAGAUAAUUACCCGGUUGGAGCAGUAAUAGAUGACAGUGGGAUUGACGUUUGGUAUGCUACUAAAGGUGACUGCACCCCAUCUAAAGGAACAACUUGCAAGUGGCAUUAUCCGAGCGAAGAAGAGAUAAAGCUUGCCGAGGAGUUGGUAAAUCUUCAUCUGCGAGGAUCACUGCAGGACCUUCGAAACAUUUGUCAGGACGGUCCCCAGAUUGAUAUUUCUGGGCAUCAAAAAGAACAUUUACGAGUUUUGCUCUUACGUGUGGAGUCUACUCUGUAUGGGCUAAGGACCUGCCUCCCCGAUUUUUCGUAUCCGGCUGGAGAGUUUCCCAUAGCAAGUUUAGCUGGUGUUGCUGGAGUCCCGAUAGGAACUUCAGCACUGCGUGAGGAAGCUGCGGAGACUAUCCAUCAAGCUUGCGAGUACAUGCUCAAGAAGCGCGCAGACGAUACUACGUUGUUAAAGUUGCUGGUGGGUGUCAUCGGAUCCAUUGUAAAUUAUGGUAGUUCUGAAUACAAAUCAUGGGCUGCGAAUCGGGGGGUGUUGGAUGCAGAUGCGAAAUGUGUUACAGAAACGCAAGUUAACUUCAUCAAUGGUGGCCAUAGUCAACGGCGAAGAAGGCCAAUUUGGGUACUUGUAGAAAGGACUAUGCUCCACUUCAUAUGGCGAUCUAGUCAAGUAGGCUGGCGGGGUCACUUGUCCACUGCUCCAGACCAUGUAGCGGUUCUAUGCCAGGAUCUUCUAGAGUUGUCUUUGCUCAACUACGCUGCUGUGCGCUCUUUUGCUGGAAGUAGACUCGAGAUGCUCCUUAAGCGAUUUCCUAUGCUCGUGAAAGACUGUAUUCCGAAGUUAACUGACGCUAUACAAGAGGAAGCUCCAACAGAGGAUGCAGCCUUGGGUGCAUGCAACGUUCUCGUACGAUCACCAGUCAUGCGUUACCUUAUGCAGGACUGGGAUGCAAUGACAUCUUUUCUGGUAGCUAUUCUGAAUAGUGAGCAUCUGGAGACUGUGAAGACGCACAAUGCUAUCAGUGAGGUAUUUUUUGUGUUCAACCUCUUUUUUCGAGGAGUUCCUGUACGAGCAAAAAGUGAUGAGGAGGAUUCAUACCUCUCCAUGAUAACGCAAUUGAAGGAGAAGGUUCUCGAUACUGGCGAUGCUGUUGGUUCAACACAUUGGCGAUACAAUCUUAUGGCUCAUGGCAUGCUUUUAUUCCUCGUGCUGCCACCAUCAUCGUCAAACUCUCCGUUGGAUGGAUCUACUACGUCCAAGACCAGAAAAAGCAUAGCUGGUGGAUUUAUAAAUAACUUGAUUAGCGAUUUGCCAGCUCUGCGACCUUUAUCUGUGAUGGCCCUUAUGUUUCUACUUCCACCUGCUACUCGGAAGACUUUAAGGAACGGAAUGAUAAAAGGGGUUGCAAAAUCACAGAGCACAAUUGAUGAAAAUUCAAUGGAAAGCAUCAUUACGUCCGCUUUUCUUUCCCCGGACUUUGGUGCUAACGUUGUUAAACAUCUAGCUCUUGACCAUAAUUAUGCAGAGGGGCAUUCUGCUUACCAAUCUUCCAGCAUGAAUGACAUGGGACUUACAGCAUUGAUGCCUUCUGUCAAGCGUCAAUGGCCAUACACUCGCACUUGGGAUUCCAAUUCUUCUGGGGAGCAGUUUCGUUGGUAUUAUGCAAAGCUGUUCAAGUCUCUAGUUCGAGAAUCUGGAAAUGUCGUUCUUCUGCAACUGAGGGCCCCUUUAGAAGAAGCUGCUCAAGCUGUUGAAGAACGAGGCAAGCAAUGUAUAACUGCAGAGAUUGUAGCUGGAUUGAUACGCUCAGAUAUGGCUUGUGUUACUGAAGCUUGGCACGAUUGGUUACGGCCUCUACUGAGGAAGGUUCUGUUACACUCCACGGUGGAAUCAGCAGUGGAAUGGGCAGCAUGUGUACGCUACGCAAUUGGAGGGAAGGGUCGGUCGGGCCGACAAGUCCCUGUUCUCCGGUCAUGCAUUCUUGAAUGUCUUGCUGACCCCUUGCCAGAAGGAGCAGCUACUAGUGUAGUGACUAAGCGUCUUAUGCUUCUACAGGCUGCACUUCUCGAGCUUGGUCCAGACCAGGAACUUGAGUUUCAAGCCACACUUCUUACGGAAAUAUUUGAAUCAUAUAUGAAUCAUCCCGCGGCCCAGGUGCGAGAAGCUGUAGGUGGCCUGAUUUGCAAGCUGGGCUCAAAUUUGCAACGUUCAAGCAGUGAGGGACAAAUACGCGUUAUGAGUCUUGAACAUAGUAAGGUUAAGGACUGGACUAAAUUGCUGGUGGAGGGCGCUAAGUCUGCAGCUGCAACCAUCCAAACCAAAGGGCUCAUUCUCGAAAAGUCAUCCAUUGAUAGUACGUCUAGUGAGACGUCUAAGGAAGCGCUCAAACGCAUAGAAACGGCGUUUCACUUUGUAGUAGCAAGCGUACGAUCUGGGAACGUUGCAGUAUUCAUGCCGGUGCUUCUUGACCUCCUCUGCUCCAUCCUCUACAUGCAGGACACUUGGGAUAAGGAUGUCAAAGCUUUAGCGAAGUUAUCCAUGCAGUUGUUGAUGUGGCAACUCUUCCCUUCCAAGCACUUGGAAGGAGUAGUAUCAGCCAUCAUGUCAGCGGCUGCGCACACGAACUGGCAUACACGUGUUGCUGCCUUGACUUUCUUACCACCAAUUGUUUUCCGGCAUACCUUCAUCAUGAAAUCAUCGCAUGUGUCAGCCUUGUGGAACCAAGUUCGGGGACUACUAUCAGACUCACAGAUAGAGGUAAGAGAGCUAGCUGCAACAACCUUAGCAGGGUUAAUGAAAGGUGCUGGUAGUCAGCUCGGGGAGAACUUUAGGGCAGAAGCUUACGAUGCUGCUGUCUCACUUCAAGAGGCUAGCAAAGGCCUCAAGAGGAGGAGGGCGGAACCCGGUACCAUAGCUUCUCGACAUGGAGUUGUCUUGGGUGUUGCAGCUUGUGUACUUUCUGUACCGUAUGACAUGCCUCAAUGGCUUCCAAGUAUGGUGACAGUGUUGGCCCAGUUCAAUCACGAGAAAUGGCCGAUUAGCGCCACGGUAACCAAAACCAUAGCCGACUUUAGACGCACCCAUUUGGAUACGUGGGAAUUCCAAAAGCUACAGUUCAAUGAGGAACAGUUAGAGGUUUUAUCCGAUCUGACGUCAUCAGCUUCUUACUUCGUUUAGCAUGAUUGAAUAUUCUAAUCUAUUUUUAGAACUUAUAUACACAUUUAUUUUUCAAAUUUAUCUUUUUAGAUCAAAGUCUUUUAAUCGCUCGCAGCAGAUAAAUCAUUUCCCCUAAAUUUGGGUUUAAAAUGGCAUAUUUUCAUCUAUUAACGAGUUUUGGAUGCGAGCCCAAUUUUUACCAGGUUGUUUUACUUUCCAUAUUUCGUAUUGAAGCCUCUUAUGUGAAUGGAUAUAAUGCAGGACAUUGUUCUAUUUGUCCUACAUUGAAUAAUAUAGGACAUAAAACUUCCACCAGACAUGUAAGAUUUCAGUAGAUAUUACAAUAAAAUAAAGAGUAAACUAAAGUUUAUUCUUUCUCCUAUUAA